Messenger RNA from Spinacia oleracea (spinach), 2094 nucleotides. Its product is annotated as L-ascorbate oxidase. The coding region runs from base 116 to 1882 and encodes 588 amino acids. Gene Ontology annotation, cellular component: plasmodesma; extracellular region. NCBI's taxonomy places the organism in Eukaryota, Viridiplantae, Streptophyta, Magnoliopsida, Caryophyllales, Amaranthaceae. Gene Ontology annotation, molecular function: oxidoreductase activity; copper ion binding. The record is from RefSeq and is a predicted model, not a curated record. The transcript is spliced from 5 exons.
ACUAGGUCACUUAGGCUAUAUAUAUAUAAUGUAUAAUCUGGACGUAAAUGUAAAGCAUAGGCAACAUCUAUCCAGGUCUCCCCUCUUUUCCACAAAAACAUAGCUUUGUUAUAACAUGAGUACAUUUUCAUGUUCCUUGGCCAAGUCAAGGCCAAGGAUGGUGCUAUUCCUGACGCUUUGGUGCAGCGUUACAUUGUCGAUGAUGGUGGGAUGGUCGGAAGCAAAGGCAAGGCAUUUGAAAUGGGAUGUAGAGUACAUGUAUUGGUCACCGGAUUGCGAAGAGAGGGUGGUAAUGGGAAUCAACGGCCAGUUCCCUGGCCCGACCAUACGUGCUCAUGUUGGCGACAUCAUUCAUGUUGACCUUACUAAUAAGCUCGGCACUGAAGGAGUCGUAAUUCACUGGCAUGGUAUUAGACAGCUUGGAACACCAUGGGCAGAUGGGACUGCGUCAAUAUCUCAAUGUCCAAUUAAUCCUGGACAAACUUUUACUUACAGAUUCGUAGUUGACAAGGCGGGAACGUAUUUUUACCACGGACACUAUGGUAUGCAACGAUCAGCAGGAUUAUAUGGAUCACUAAUAGUAGAUGUACCAGAAGGAGAACACGAGCCAUUUCAUUACGAUGGGGAAUUCAAUUUGUUAUUUAGUGAUUGGUGGCACCAAAGUGUACAUGAGCAAGAAGUUGGCCUGCAUUCCAAGCCACUACGAUGGAUUGGUGAACCUCAGACUCUUCUGAUGAAUGGAAGAGGGCAAUACAAUUGUUCCCUACUGCCAAAUUUUGGUAACUCGUCAUCAACGCAAUGCAAAUUCAAAGGAAAUGAGCAAUGUGCACCACAAGUUCUUCGUGUGCUUCCAAACAAGACUUAUAGACUUAGACUCGCAAGUACAACCGCUCUUGCUUCCCUUAACAUUGCAAUCGGGAAGCAUAAGAUGAUUGUAGUGGAAGCAGAUGGAAACUACGUACAACCAUUUGCAGUAGAAGACCUAGACAUUUACUCAGGAGAAAGCUACUCAGUAGUGAUAAAAACAGAUCAAAAUCCCAAUCAAAAUUAUUGGAUUUCAGUUGGUGUAAGAGGGCGUCAACCUAAGACACCACCAGCAUUAACAAUACUUAAUUACAAGAAAAUUCCGUCUUCAAAACUCCCAUCAAUUUCACCCCCAAUUACACCUGCAUGGAAUGAUUAUAACCACAGUAAAUCCUUCACUAAGAGCAUAUUUUCCCUAAUGGGAUCCCCUACACCACCGGCCUCGUACGACCGUCGUCUCCUCUUCCUCAACACUCAGAACAGGAUUGAUGGCUACAUAAAAUGGUCCAUCAAUAAUGUUUCCUUUGUUUUCCCACCAACCCCGUAUUUGGGGUCGGUCAAGUUCGGGUUAAAGAACGUUUUUGAUCAAAGCAGCCCACCUGAGGAUUUCCCUGCGUCGUAUGAUAUAAUGAGUCCACCAGCUAACCCUAAUAGUAACACGGGUAACGGGGUCUAUAAGAUUGAUUACAACACUACCGUUGAUAUAAUUUUGCAAAAUGCUAACGCAUUAGCGGCAAAUACGAGUGAAAUUCAUCCUUGGCAUUUGCAUGGGCAUGAUUUUUGGGUGUUGGGUUAUGGUGAAGGGAAGUUUACAAAGGGAGAUGAGGCUAACUUCAACUUGAAGAACCCGCCACUGCGAAACACGGUGGUAAUAUUCCCGUACGGUUGGACUGCUUUGCGGUUCGUGGCGGAUAAUCCCGGGGCUUGGCCAUUUCAUUGCCAUAUUGAACCUCACUUACAUAUGGGUAUGGGUGUGGUUUUGUCUUUAGCCGUAGAUAAAGUUAAGGGAAUUCCUACUGAUGCUCUUGCUUGUGGCCAUACCGCUGAUAUGUUUUUGAAGAAGAAAUAUCUACCGUAAUUAAUUCACGAACAAGAUCCAUACAUUUCAGAUCCUUUUUUAUUCACUGGAACUUUAUUUAUUGUUAAUUUUAUUACGUAGUAUUAGCUAGCUAAUGCUUCAGGAUGUAAUAGUAAUGUCAAUGUCCCUUCAAUUUUAGGGGCUCAACUCUCAACAGGAGCCUUCCGAGAAGGGUUAUUUCUCCCUUGUUAUGAAUGUAACUAAUUUCAGGA